Messenger RNA from Dermacentor albipictus, 903 nucleotides. RefSeq lists its product as uncharacterized. The record is from RefSeq and is a predicted model, not a curated record. Gene Ontology annotation, biological process: RNA processing. NCBI's taxonomy places the organism in Eukaryota, Metazoa, Arthropoda, Arachnida, Ixodida, Ixodidae. Gene Ontology annotation, molecular function: ribonuclease III activity.
AAGCGAAGAGGGAGAAGACAAAGAAGAUUGCGCGCUCGAGAGUGGACGAGCCAUUCGAAACUCGACAAAGCUGUUCUCACCGCGCAGAAGAGAGCAAACAGACAUGCCGACCAGCAGCGUCUCACCAGGUUUUUACGAGUGGACCAUGUCCGUUCCCCGCGAACUCUGGAACCCCCAGCACCCGGAGCUGCUGCUAGCGGCGAGGCCGUACGCCAUGGUCGAGACUGUCCUGGGCUACACUUUUCGGGACAAGGGUUUCCUACUGAUGGCUUUCACCCACGAGUCGUUUCCGCCCGCUUCUCGCAUCGUUCCGGGAUACAUGCGUCCCUUGGACUUCAUGGGCGACGCCCUGCUGAAGGAACUGCUGACCGUCCACCUGUACGGGACCAUCUAUCCCCUGACGCCGAAGGCGCUCCACGAGACGCGCAAGCGCCUCGAGUGCAACCGCUUCUUCGGGUACGUGGUGGUCCACCACGGGAUGCACAAGCUGCUCCGGUCCGCGUCCUCGGCGCUCAGCGAGGACAUCGUUGGAUACGUGAGGAAACUGAGGGACGGGGAGUAUCCGGGCUUCCGAAUUGGUGCUCCUCCCAAGCCCCUAGCGGACGCCUUCGAGGCCCUGGCAUCAGCCGUGUACUUGGACUCGGACCAGAGCAAGGCUACCCUGUGGCGUUCCUUCUUUCCCCUGCUGCGGCGCCAGAUCAACGUGGAGCUCCAGAAUACCGCUGCCAUAGCCACAAGGAGGCGCAGCUCUGUGACCAGCGGCAGCGAGUCGUCCGAUGAAUAAACGCCGCUCGCCGAAUGCUUACUUCCCGCCUAAACAGUGACGCAUUGGAUUCGCAUUUCCGCUGCAUAAUUAUCCCGUAGUCUACUUUCCAUGAGAAUAAAGAAAAAUAAGCUUCUUCA